UACUAUUCUUCACUUCUCCACUCUCCCACACUCUCCAAAAUGGCAACAUCAGACAAACUCCUCGGCGGAGCCAUGCUCUUCAUCGCUGCAUUCGUCUUUGUCUACUACACAAUCUGGGCUUUACUUCUCCCAUUCCUCCCCCCAACAUCUACCAUCCCCUCCUUCUUCCCUCCGCGAAGUUACGCCAUCAAAAUCCCACUAUUCUUGUUGCUCGCCGGUAUAUGUGGGGUGACAUUGUUUUUCGGAAGGGUCAUGCUAGCAGAAGCGAGGAAGAAGAGGGUCAAGGGUGGGAAGAAGGUUUGAGAAAAGCAGUUUAUGAACAUAUGUACAGUAGUUUGUCACUUUUACACAUACCCUCCGUUUUCGUACCCUCCCUACAGAUUUAUCCUGGUUUCAUACACAUCAGCGCUCCACAU
Molecule: messenger RNA, 416 nt
Organism: Cryptococcus deneoformans JEC21
Lineage: Eukaryota; Fungi; Basidiomycota; Tremellomycetes; Tremellales; Cryptococcaceae
Exons: 3
Coding region: 40-303 (87 amino acids)
Biological process (GO): GPI anchor biosynthetic process
Cellular component (GO): dolichol-phosphate-mannose synthase complex; endoplasmic reticulum membrane
Molecular function (GO): enzyme regulator activity
Source: RefSeq, a predicted model, not a curated record